AUGAGCACGGAUUCUGAAUUACAGGCCAAAUACGAUGCCGCCGUCGAGCGUUACCAAGCUGCCAAACAGGCCGAAGCAGCUGCUAAGAAGGAAGUGGAUGAGAAAGAGGCUUGGGUACGGAAAACACAGGAGGGCACCAAAGAGCAUUAUUUCGCUUGGGCGGAGGUGUGGAAUGCAGAAGUAGCUCUUAUUGAAAUCGUUGAACAAAGAUAUGCUGCUGAGUACGAGAGAGAUUUGUGCUAUGCAGAUUGGAUGAAAUACAAGCACGGAGCUGACUCCAAGGAAGCACAAAUAGCCCAGCAUAGCGCAGAGUUGGCUCGCACAAAAGAGUUUAUUGACACCCAUUACCCUCUAUAUUGGAUAAAAUGGGAUAAGUUGGAUAACAUAGCUCUAUGUGUGUAUUAUCAUCUUAAGGCAGAAGGUUAUGUCAAGAUUGCAGAUGAUCUCGAAAGGGCACAAGAU
Trypanosoma theileri is the source of this 462-nucleotide messenger RNA. RefSeq lists its product as uncharacterized. Lineage: Eukaryota; Euglenozoa; Kinetoplastea; Trypanosomatida; Trypanosomatidae. The annotation marks the transcript as partial. The transcript has a single exon. The record is from RefSeq and is a predicted model, not a curated record.